Messenger RNA from Diachasma alloeum, 1191 nucleotides. RefSeq names its product TIP41-like protein. Gene Ontology annotation, cellular component: cytosol. The coding region runs from base 123 to 1070 and encodes 315 amino acids. The transcript has 6 exons. The record is from RefSeq and is a predicted model, not a curated record. Lineage: Eukaryota; Metazoa; Arthropoda; Insecta; Hymenoptera; Braconidae. Gene Ontology annotation, biological process: TOR signaling.
GCCAUCAGCCACAAUAGUAUAUAAGUUUCUCAUCCGCAUUCGGCUCCUCUCCUCAGUCACCCGAAUGUUUUGUUAAUAAUCUUGAAUAUUAGAUCAUCUAAUAAUCAUUCUAACACCCAACAAUGACCACGAUAAAGGUGCACGGUGGGAUUGACAUUCUCCGGCUGCCUGUCAACGAGGAAGAGCAUAUUUUUCCACCCUGGCAGAUUAAAUACACUCAGUCCCAUAUUUUACACUCCAAGUGUUCGAAAAAUGAAGAGUCCUGCGGAGAAGACCCAGAACCUUGUCAAUUCUGUGUAUACAAUAGAGCCUUGGAAAUGCCCCACAUGCCAGACAUGGUAUUUCCAAAUAACAUUUUGUACCUAAAACACCAAAAUGGUGCUAAAAUUGAGUUCAAUGCACUGGAUGCAUUGAAACGUGUGUCGAAUGGGAAAAUACAUCUUCAGUUGGCUUGUGCUGAGGCUUGGAAGGAAUCGAGGUCUGAUUGUAAAGAAUAUCUAGAGGAAAAAGUGAAGCCUUUCGACUGGACAUUCACCACUGACUACACAGGUACAAUGGACGGUGUGACGAUUGAAGAAACCAAGGAGAAGAUUGACAUGGAGAAAUUGAAACGAAAGGAGAAGAUUCUGUUUUAUCACGAGCUCACACUCUUCGAGGACGAACUGCACGACAAUGGGAUAGGCUCUCUCUCAGUGAAAAUACGUGUCAUGCCUGGCAGUUUCUUUAUCCUUUUGCGUUAUUUCCUGAGGAUAGAUAACGUAAUGCUCAGGAUAAAUGACACUAGACUCUAUCACGAAUUCGGGAAGAACUAUAUCCUGAGGGAAUAUACGUCUAGGGAAGCGCAAGUGAAGGAUAUUCAUGUAUCACCAACGCUUUUCAUCGAGCCUAGUCACAUCGCCCCUCACUUACCCCUGACCCAAAGUCAUUAUCACAAGCUCAUACUUCCAGAGAAACCUAAAGCCUCUGCGGAUAAUAAAAAAAAUGAAUCGAUAAAUUCAACGUCUGAAAAUUCGGAAGCCACUUCUUCUGAAGUAUCCGAUGACAAAUCAAUUAAUAAUUCAAUAACGUAGAGCUAUUUUUUAAAUAUACAAUUACUAUAAUAAUGAAUGCAUCAUGAAUGAAACGUGGACGUAGGUAUAGGCACCACCGAGAAAUAUGAAAUAAAGAGAUAUGAAUUCCGAAUCAGCAAUG